AUGUCUGCCUCGCGCAUUGAGAAGCAUCACGAUGUCGGAGUUGAACAUGACCGGUUUCCCCCUUGCCUCUUCCCCCCUCUCCACCACUCCCAAGCGUCACCCCCAGCAGGAACAGAAUCGACGCCUGAGUUCGGCUUUGUCAUCGAACCUCAGUUCCUCCCGGGGCGACAAUGGCACGAAUCUGGCCACCACGUCGAUCUGCUAACGGUUUGCAAGGCGGCGUGGCUGUUAACGCUUAAAUGCUUCGUCCAGACUGACAUUGUCAGUUUUGCUUACCAGCAAGAGGCGGUGGAGGCAGGCUGCACUAGCAGGAUGAACAACGACCCAGUCUUGUAUUUCACUCGUGUCGACAAUGACGAGGAGGUCCAGGGCUUCUUGCGAAGACUAGGAGGGAUUACACCAUCCGACGUCCUGGAAGCACCGCGCGGUCAUGAAAUUCGUGCAGUGAAAGGGCAGGGUGUGGCCGCCGACUUUGCCAACACGAUGCUUUGUUACUAUGGAGAGGGUGACUAUGGAAAGGGUGACUAUGGCACAAGACCCAUGGGGUUGACUACCAGAAAGCCCCUGGGUAUGGACAUUCUUGUCAGCAUAUCCAAGGAGUCGACCGACUGCAUCUCGGCGGCCCUUGAGUUCCGGCGCGUCCAUAUGAGCCUGGAUGCCGCGACGAGCGUCUUACGAACCGUCCAGCACAUAGCCUCACAACUAUUCGACGUGACCAUGACUGCGCCGGGCUGCGAUGUCGCGGUGCGGCUACAAGACAUCGAUGUUUGCUCUACCCACGACUGGCAGUUGGUGCGGCAACUUACCGCAUCCAUCAGCCCAGUAGAGGAACAGUGCCUCCAUGACAUGAUCGUCGCACAAUGCAGGAGGUCUCCCAAUAGCACUGCGGUCAUAUCAACGGAUGGCGAGGCCUUGACAUAUGGCGAGCUUGACGAUAUCUCCCAGCGGUUGGCCUACAGGCUGGUGCGGCUCGGCGUAAAGCCCGAAACGUUUGUGCUUAGCUGUUUCCAGAAGUCUAUCUGGGCUGUGGUGGCCCGACUGGCCAUUCUUCGCGCUGGAGGCGCUUACGUCUCGAUCCACGCCACCAACCCACCCGCAUACCUUGACUCGGUCAUCGCCCGCACCGCCGCUCCCAUUAUCGUUUGCGAUGAAAGACAUGCCAACCAAUUUCGGCAUCUCGUCCCCAUCACGAUUGAGACUUCCCCUAGUAUGUUACGGGAUCUCCCGAUGCCGGACCGAGUCCCUGUCUGCGACACGGUGCGGCCCGAGAACGCUUGCCUUAUCCUCUUCACUUCGGGCAGCACCGGCAAGCCCAAGGGUAUCGUGCAGGUUCAUCGAUCAUAUGCAACAGCCGUCCGGAACUACGCCAAGAUCAUGGCCCUCGGCACAAACACGCGCUUCUUCAGCUUUGAUGAGUACGCAUUCGACAUCAGCAACCUCGAUUUCCUAGUGCCCUUGAUUAGUGGAGGCUGCUGCUGCGUUCCGGUACCCAUGGCGACGACCCAAGACCUCGCCUACAACAUCACCGCCCUGAAAGCCAACGCGACCUUCCUAACGGCGACCGUGGCCGUCAAACUUGACCCAGCAGACGUCCCGACUCUGGAGCUACUGUGCGUCGGCGGAGAGCCGCUGUCGACCGAGCUCGUGGCCAAGUGGACGGGCGGCAGCACGCGGCUCGUUAACCAGUACGGCAUGGGCGAGACCGCCAUCAGCUGCUGCUACAACGACAAGGUACGGCCGGGGCGAGCCAACCUGGGCCGGCCGACGAGUGGCGCCGUGUUCGUGGUGGACGCGUCAUCCCACAACAAGCUGUUGCCAGUCGGGGCCGUAGAGCUCCUGAUGGAAGGUCACCACCUCGCGCGCGGCUACCUCGACCAGACGACAGCCCGAACCACCCAGGCCGUCUUCCUCGACGCACCACCGACCUGGAUGUCCGCUAUGCAUCCAGCACGGGCCUCGGGCGAGGGGCAAACACGGCUGUACCGUUCCGGGGAUCUGGGCCGCUGGAACCACGACGGCACCAUCGAUUACGUCGGCCGCAAAGACCACAUGCUCAAGCUCGACGGCUGCCGCAUCAACGCGUUAGAGGUAGAGCACGAGGCGCGGAAGCGGCUCUCCCCCCUAGACACCAUCAUCGUCGACGUUUUCGGCCUCCUCGACGGCGAGGAAGACCCCGUGCUAGCGGCGCUUUUGCACUUGGACGGCCACUCCGCCAACGCCAUGCGCGUCUCGCCCACCGCCUCUCUCCCGGGGGAACCGUCCGUCAUGGAUGUCGAGGAGGAUCCCUAUGCGGCUAUUAAGGUGGCUGAGAUCAAGGAGGUGAUCGCGGCCGCCCUGCCGUCGCACAUGGUGCCGACCCUCUUCCUCCAAAUGUCACACGUGCCGCGCACGCCGUCGAAGAAGACGGACCGCAGGAUGAUCUCUCAUGUCGGGCUGAUGUACUACCUCGAUCGGAGGGCAGAGCGGAGCAGGAACCCCACGCGGGGCCGGAAUGAUCGGUUUGUUAAUUAUGGUUAAUACGAUCAUGGGCGCUAGGUGUUGGUCUGGACGGGAAAGGGGGGCUGUUGAUAGUCGCGCAAACUUUCUUUGACGCGCUUGUUUCCCACCCCCUUGAGUUCGGUCCCCAUGAUCACCAGACAAGUUUUAAUGAAAACCAGCGAAGGAAUGUCUCAUCUUGUUCCAUCACACCAGCACGAAAUCUACACUCGUUCCCUUAACCCUAAACAGCAUCCGAUUGUGGUCGCAUCAAACACAAAAGACCCCCGGCGGCAAGCUGGCAGAACUGGUCCCAGGUCAGUGUCAUCAGUACCAUCCUGUCCGUAGACUCGAAGUACCCACCGCGGAGACCAUGAAAGGGAGCC
Messenger RNA from Chaetomium fimeti, 2861 nucleotides. RefSeq lists its product as uncharacterized. The record is from RefSeq and is a predicted model, not a curated record. The transcript has 2 exons. Gene Ontology annotation, cellular component: cytoplasm. NCBI's taxonomy places the organism in Eukaryota, Fungi, Ascomycota, Sordariomycetes, Sordariales, Chaetomiaceae. Gene Ontology annotation, biological process: amino acid activation for nonribosomal peptide biosynthetic process; secondary metabolite biosynthetic process. Bases 1 to 2517 code for a protein of 838 amino acids. Gene Ontology annotation, molecular function: phosphopantetheine binding.